Molecule: messenger RNA, 255 nt
Organism: Adineta ricciae
Lineage: Eukaryota; Metazoa; Rotifera; Eurotatoria; Adinetida; Adinetidae
Source: the annotation of a GenBank genome assembly
AUGCUACCAGAUUUAUCGACGAAUAAUGCUUCAGGAAGUGAUAUGAUCAAAUCAUGGUUACCAUGGAAGGUGAAACAAUUAGGAACUUUUACCCUAUUAAAAGAAAAAUAUCCAGGUGAUGGUACGAAAGAUUCACCGUUUACCAUUAAUUGGCUUGAUAAUGAUCCAGAAAAUCCUAAGAAAUGGCCGACUCUCUACAAAUUCUUUCUCAUAUUGAUUACAUGCAACAUAGNGUAUCUUCAAUUACUUAAUUGA